CAUGGCUCCGCCCCUGCUUUUACCCUGGAGCUGGUUCACCCUCACACACACACACACAGAUCCUGAUCAUUCCGCUGAAGAAAGCAGCGCUAAUCACGAAGGAGCGAGUCCCGGAGGAACGACUGAAUCUACCGAACGAUGGAGUUUCUGAAAGACAAGAAAGAAGACGCGAUCGAUGCAGAAACCCACGACGAGCAGAGAGGUCUGAUGGAAGCGGAAGAUGAAAGCGAAGGAGAGAGUGAUGUCGAACAAGAAAGUGACACUGAAGAGGAAAGCGAAGAGCUGCAUGAAAAAUCUUCUAAAAAGAAGGCGUCACAAAAAAGAAAUGGAGCUAGGAAGUCGUGCACCUGCCAUCAGUGUGGAAAGAGUUUCACAUGUAAGGGAAGCCUGAAGGAUCACAUGAGGAUUCACACUGGAGAGAGACCUUUCACGUGCAAGUACUGUGGAAUGGGCUUUAAACAAAGAGCAAGCCUUACAGAACACAUAAGAAUCCACACUGGAGAGAAGCCGUUCAAGUGCACGCAGUGUGAGAGGAGUUUUCGUCAAAAAGGAAGUCUUACAGGGCACUUGAAAUUGCACGCUCAAGAGAAGCCUUUUGCAUGCCAGCAGUGCGGGAAAACUUUUGCAGUCAGAGGAAACCUAAAUCUUCACUUAACAACUCACUCUGAUCAGAAGCCGUUCAUCUGUCCUCAGUGUGGGAAAGGUUUUAAAAAUGCAGCACACCUGAAAACACACGAGACUUCCCACAGUCAAGUGAAGCCGUUUCACUGCCCUCCAUGCGGGAGGAGUUACAAUACAAUGACCGAACUUAGAAGACAUCUAAAGUCCUUCAUACAUAAUAAAUACCUGCCCCUAGAGAAGUUCAUGCUCCAGAGUGGCUCCCAGGGGCAGAUCGGCCAUCUAGCAAAUAAUGCUCCCCGGCCUGGUCCCGAGACGGGCCGACCGGACCCUUCAGGCAAAAUCAAUCACGUCCUCAGAGAGAGUGCAACACCAGCUAAUUUUCAGUAAAAACUAGAUAGUGUUUUUUUUUUUUUUUUUUUUUUUUUGACAGUAGUCUACAUUGUAUUGAAAUAAAAAAAAAAGCUUAGCAAAGAACCCCAGUAUAUUUUAAAAUGUAAUUGCUUCAUGAUAAUUGGUUACAAGUUUUAAUGAGCCUGUUACUGAAUUACAUGACUGAAAUAUCAGCAGAUAAAGUGGGAUUCGGGGGAAACGUAUAGGCUAAAAACCCAUAACCUUAUAGGAGGGACCUGUGCAUGCAACACACACACACACACACACACAGUGUGAGAUCACACUCAGACACAGACUUUACAUCUCACACACUCAAAUGCACAUGCAGCGCAUACUAGCGACACUUCAGAAUAUUUUAAUUCACAAUUAAUUGUAUAUCAAAAAGGAUUUGCUGGUACUAUUUAUAGUUUUUUGCUAUAUAUUCCAUUCCAUUUUGUACUGUUAUUAGUUGUUUUUCUAUUCAGGUGUAUUCCAAUGUUCAGAGCAGUCUAAGAAAAUAUUUAGCUGUGCGUCCUGUACUGUGUUCAUUGUUGCUGGAGUCAGUAGAGCCAGAGAGCCCUGGUCUUCCUGUAGCAGUGCUGUGAGGAAGGAUGAUACGGUCGGCCUAGCGGAGACACAGGAGUGUGGAAGAGGUAGGAAAACAACAGACAGAAUGACAACAGAGAACAACAUACUGUAGAGAAUGAUAGUAACAGCAGACAAAUGGCAUAAAUAGACUGCACACAGACUGUACAGCAUCCUCAGAUUUUUUUUCUUGUGUACAAAUGUAAGUAGUGAUUGUGUGUGUCCGUGGGUGGGGUUGUGUGGGAGUUGGUGAGGCUGAAGUGCCAGGGCUGAAUUUUUGUCCCAGUCCACCCUGAUGGCUCCUCAGCUCAUGGUUUUCCCUCAGGAAUGAAUGUGUUUUUCACUAGGACACACUUCUUGCAGUGAAGAUCCUGCUGUUUUAGUGAAUUCAUGAAUUAAACGAGAAAAUAAAACAUGUCUAUAACUGUAAACAGAUGCUUUACCAUUCAGAGGUAACUACACUUUUAAAUGAAUAAAAUUAACUGUGUAUGAUACCAUUCAAAACAA
This is a messenger RNA of Carassius gibelio (silver crucian carp), 2082 nucleotides long. Its product is annotated as gastrula zinc finger protein XlCGF7.1. NCBI's taxonomy places the organism in Eukaryota, Metazoa, Chordata, Actinopteri, Cypriniformes, Cyprinidae. The coding region runs from base 139 to 1008 and encodes 289 amino acids. The transcript has 2 exons. The record is from RefSeq and is a predicted model, not a curated record.